CCAUCACAGAUUCCCGAAGGUUGUUUACCUGGUCUGAGUUCAAGGUCGAAUCGACGGACGCCAUCAUGUCCUUGGUCGCUGACCUUUGACCUCUCAAACGGGGAGUUGAAGCUUGCUGGUAGCAGAAAAAUAGGUAAAAAGAUCAAGUGUCGCAGAUGAAAAUGUGGAGUUUUCGUCUUGCCGUACUUCUUAUCUGGACUUGCAGCCGGACUGUAGAGGGUGACGUUUCCGGUUUAGAAGGGACUAAACCGUGUGGUGACUUCCCUUGGGACACCAGUGACGUCACAGUACAGUGUGACUACGAUUGGUGGAGCGGACAGGAGCUGUUCGGGAAGUGCAGUGUCUUCUGCAAUAGGGAUGCCGAGUGGUUGGUUGGACCCCCUUAUGCUGUGUAUACUCUUGCCAGCGAUGGCGGCUACUACUGCAAUAAAGACAACAGGACAUGGCUGGGGACAGAACCAGUUUGUCUGGGUCAAUACGACAACGCUACCAUGGUAACGGACGAGACCAACAGGAUCCGGCUGGUGGGGGGAGAGUUUUACGGCUGUGUGGAGAUGUAUGAUAACGUGACGAACCAGUGGGGGCCUUUACGGGGAUGGAAUCUAUGGGGGGACCACCAACACGAGGAGAGGAUGGCUUGGGCAGACGUUGCAUGUAGAAGUUUGGGAUUUCCUUCCGUACUUGCUACCCAUGCCUACACUUUAACCGACGGCACCGUUAAACAUCAGAUAUCUGUAACUUCCUUGUCAUACCUACAUUGGCGACCAUCUUACUCCUCUGGACUGCCCAAGUUCAUCAUGAAAGAGCGCCUCCCUGACCCUGAAAAGGCGAGUUUGUAUGAUGCCAUAGACCGUGUAGAGAGGGGAUCGUGCAAGACUUGGGACUAUAGGUGUCGCCGGGAGUUCAACACCAUGUGUCUGGCGUGUGCAGGACAAGGGAAACAUAAUGAGUUCCCAGGUAUUAACGCCCAAGUGACCUGCACAUCUGAGUCCAUUUUGGUCAGUUUUCCCCGCCCGGUGGAUAACUCCAUUCAGAGGGCAAACGUCCAUCUAGCCGCGCCACCUUGCAGUGCUGGUGAGAACUCCACCCAUAUCUACAUCCAGGCCUCUCUUACAGGCUGUGGAACCAACAGACAGGACACAGAAGACGACAUUAUCUACAGUAACACCGUGACUAUCAACGUCAACGCUUCCAGUGCCAUCAUCACUCGUUACAACGUCAUCGAGAUCAGCGUAGAGUGUCGUCUGCCGCGACGUAGCACCGUGGCCGUCAACUUUGACCCCACGAACUUGGCUGUGUAUCGGUCGCACAUCGUUGGCAGGGGUGAAUUCACCAUCUCCAUGGAGCUGUACCUCAACAGCAGUUUUCAGUCACCGGUCUCGGAAUAUCCACUGUCUGUGGAUUUGGGACAGAUGCUGUACGUGCAGGUGCAAGUGACGUCAGACGACAAGAAUCUGCAGGUGUUUGUGGACGCCUGCAUGGCCACGCCCACUCAUGACCCAGAGAACGUGCUGUACCAUCUUAUCAGGGACGGCUGUGAACGAGACUCUACCGUGGCUCGCUAUUGGUCACCGUCAACAAUGCAGGAACGGUUCGGUUUCCAGGCCUUCGCUUUUACCAGCGGUGCACGAAAGGUGUACCUCCACUGUGACGUCCUGUUGUGUAACGCCACGGACCCGAGCUCCCGGUGCGCUCAGGGCUGUCAGGCGGGCGGGAGGUCCGUGAGGGAGGCCGAGGGUGACACCGAUGCCUACCUGCUGAUCCAGGGUCCCAUCGUGCUGAACGAUGAUCGAACGGUUCGUGACGACGGAUCAUCUAGUCACGGCGAAAGCAUGGUGCCCGCCUUCAUAGGAGCAUGCGCAGUAAUCAUCGCCUUGUUGAUCGGCGUGUAGAGCCCGUGGCAUGCUGGGAAGACAACAAGAAGGGCAGAGAUGGCAAGAGAGAGAAUGAGUGAAACCGCUUGCAAUGUCAUUUUUCUAGCUCUCUUUGCAGUUUGUUAGUUAUUUAUAUAUAGUAGGAUCGUAUUUUCCUUAGCUUUGUGGAAGCUUCAGUUAAAACUAAUAUGAUGAUGCCUUGUCUUAUUUUGAUGUUAUGCAUAUAUAUGCUUUUUCAGAACUGAAAAAAAGUGUGUUUCUACCAUGCCCGAAACGAACUUGUUACUGGCGACUAGUGUCUUGAUUAUGCAUCUAUACGUUGCCACUAGAGCGUCAAAUAUUAUUGUGUAAGUUAGUAAUUGCAAUUGAUUGAAUUAAAUGAUUUUUAGGAGGGAACAUUUUGUAUUUGUUCACCGAUGGUACAUGGUGUUACAGUAAUAGAUAAAACAAAGCAUGCAAAUAAAACGUGGUAUAUCGUUAA
This is a messenger RNA of Branchiostoma floridae (Florida lancelet), 2355 nucleotides long. RefSeq names its product CUB and zona pellucida-like domain-containing protein 1. NCBI's taxonomy places the organism in Eukaryota, Metazoa, Chordata, Leptocardii, Amphioxiformes, Branchiostomatidae. Gene Ontology annotation, cellular component: membrane. The transcript has 10 exons. The coding region runs from base 156 to 1892 and encodes 578 amino acids. The record is from RefSeq and is a predicted model, not a curated record.